Messenger RNA from Medioppia subpectinata, 2067 nucleotides. The record is from the annotation of a GenBank genome assembly. Lineage: Eukaryota; Metazoa; Arthropoda; Arachnida; Sarcoptiformes; Oppiidae.
AUCGCGAUCAUCAGUGCGGGUCAGUUGGGUUUGGGUGCGUUCAACGCCUGUCGGGAACAGCACUUCGACGAUGUGUUCGUAUAUGAGAGGUCUGACAGUCUGUGCGGUCUGUGGGCUAAUAGGGAUGAAACACAACGGGAGGCCUGCGAUACCGGCGCCCGACUAUUGCCGACCACAACACUAAACAGUAGUAAAGAGAUGAACGCCUACUCAGACUUUCCGUUCCCACAACACUAUCCCAAUUAUGUUUACCACACGCUUACGAGAGAAUACCUGUUAUUAUACGCGGAGAGAAUCAGUAUUAAAAAGUACGUAAAACUACGGCACGAGUUAAUUGGUUGUCAGCAAAACGCGGACUACAACCGGACGAGCAGAUGGAGGCUAACGGUGCGCGACAUAGACAACGACCGGGUGUUUGACGCGGUGUUUGAUGGGGUAAUUGUAUGCGCCGGACGUUAUCACCGGCCGGUUAUACCCGACAUAAAGAAUCGGCACUUAUUUGCGGGACUUGUUGUGCACACAAACACUGUGUCGGACACGACUGGGUUAGAGAGCCAGCGGGUGGUUGUGUUGGGCGUCGGCAACUCAGGCAUUGAUGUGGCGGUCAAGUUGGCCAAAACUAAAUUACAAUAUGACCAGGUGUACUUAUCGUCGCGUACCGGGUGUUGGAUAUUUGGCCGAUUUUUUAAUAAGGGUAUACCGACUGAUACUUUCGGAUUGAGACGUUGUUUUGAUUGGAUGUUUAAGGGCUGGACGUACCCAAUGGCCAGUCGAUUAGUCACAACAUACCUAAACAAAACCCAAUUUGACCACAAAUUAUUUGAACUUAAGCCGAAGCACCGGGUGUUUGGUGCGAUAGCAAUCAUCGGUGCGGGUCAGUCGGGUUUGGGUGCGUUCAACGCGUGUCGGGAACAGCACUUCGACGAUGUGGUCGUGUAUGAGAGGUCCGACAGUCUGUGCGAUGAAACACAACGGGAGGCCUCCGAUGCCGGCGCCCGACUAUUGCCGACCACAACACUAAACAGUAGUAAAGAAUUGAACGCAUACUCGGACUUCCCGUUCCCACAACACUAUCCCAAUUAUGUUCACCACAUGCUUAUGGACUACGACCGGACGGGCCGAUGGAGGCUAACGGUGCGCGACAUCGACAACGACCAGGUGUUUGACAACGUGGUCGACGGUGUAAUUGUAUGCGCCGGACGUUAUCACCGGCCGGUUAUACCCGACAUAAAGAAUCGACAUUUAUAUGCGGGACGUGUUGUGCACUCAAACCUAUUGUCGGACACGACUGGGUUAGAGGGCCAGUGGGUGGUUGUGUUGGGCGUCGGCAACUCAGGCAUCGAUAUAGCGGUCGAGUUGACCAAACCUAAGCACCGGGUGUUUUCUCAGGGCGUAGUGUUUAGUGAUGAUCUGGCUAACAAUAUUAUGAAGGGUUCAAUUACGAUUAAAAGCAAUAUACAAGAAUUCACGACGACCGGGGUUAUAUUUGAAGGCGAAACUGUUGAGACACCGUGCGAUACCGUCAUAUACGGCACCGGUUACCAACAGUGGUACCCAUAUUUGCCGGACGAGUUACGCCCAGAGCUGAACCCCUACCUGCGGCUAUACAAACACAUAUUCUACCCGCACCUAAAACACGCGCACACUCUGGCCAUUACGUUCAAUAUGACGCCCGCCGGUGCGGCCAAUCCGAUGGUUGAGCAACAAUAUAGAUAUUUUGCGCUAUUGAUGGCCGACAGGUGCCGACUGCCGUCCGAGAAACGUAUGCUCCGGGAUAUCCGGCGCCAGAAGGCGUGGGUUAUCCGGUACUAUCCACGGUAUAACAAGCACUCAACGCACGUGCGAUAUAUUAAAUAUAUGGAUGAAUUGGCCCGAGAAAUGGGUGUUAAGCCACGGCUCUGGAAGUACGCGUUCACUGAUCCGAAGCUCUGGUGGCGCGUAUACGCCGGUCCCUGCGUUCCCUAUCAGUACAGAUUAGAUGGCCCUAAUUCAUGGCCCGACGCCCGGGAAGCCAUACUGACAGUCGACCCACCGAUUAGAGUCCCAUUCAAAAUACGUGUCAAUAUA